This is a messenger RNA of Paralichthys olivaceus (Japanese flounder), 3076 nucleotides long. The record is from RefSeq and is a predicted model, not a curated record. NCBI's taxonomy places the organism in Eukaryota, Metazoa, Chordata, Actinopteri, Pleuronectiformes, Paralichthyidae.
GUGUGUGUGUGUGUUACAGUUGAGCUCAGGACCAGGCGGGCCAGGCCACAGCGGCAGCAGCAGCUCCUGUUAGUGAAUUUGCAUCUUCUAGCCAACCCUGGAGACUCUCUACUGCUGCAGCACACACUGGAUCGCCUGCUGCGUUGGCUCUGCCCAAGCCUCCACAUCUUCCAUGUGUCAGAGAGGGCUGCACCAUUCAGAAGUUACACCCGCCUCUCUCCUGUGGCAGGCUACCCUUCCCUGGCCAUCACUUUCUUCCUCCACGAGGCCUACGGCGAGGAGCGAAUCCUCAAAGUGCUGGACUUCUUUCAAAGGCCUCCAUGGCAGUACCAUCACACAGAGAGCUGCGGCAACCGAACUGGAGGGAUUCACAUCACCUCCGCCAGCUCCCCCGCCAACGCCCUGCUGCGGCCGUACCUCCUGCCCAGCAGAGACUUCUAUAGUUUGGGUGCGGGGAUGCCUGUGUGGGGGGUUCGACCGGUGCACUGCGGAGGAGAAAUACUGCGCGUGACACUGUACAAUGGAUAUGACAACUAUGAGGAUGCUGUGCGGCUGUAUGAGACAGUGCUGCAGCGACAGGCAGAGGAGCAGAAAGCUGGGUUCUGCUGGUUCACGCUCCACACAGAGCCAGGGUUGUGCCUGCAGCUGGCGUUAAAGCAGUUGUCACCGGGGGUUCGGGUGGAGCCGUGCAGCUCCGCGGUGCUGCAGUUCAGUGUGGAUGAAAUUGGACAGCUGGUCCCACUGCUACCUAACCCCUGCACACCCAUCAGCAACACACGCUGGCAAACUGAAGACCUAGAUGGCAACAAGGUUCUUUUCCAGGUGAAAACCCCAGCUCAGCCACAGCGACCUCUGACCUGUGCUUUCCCCCCGACCUGCCCCAGCGUAUCCCCUCGAGGAAUGCAGCUCAGGAGCUCGGGACAGGGCCACAGCCUGUCGCCCUGCAGCCUCACCACCCCUCUGCCCUGGCAAACACACAGGCAAAGUCACAGGCCUCUCCUGGAGAAGCAUCAUGGAGGAGGUGGUGGAGCAGAGAGCCUGGGAUCAGGAAGCUGCUGUAGCACCCCUCCAGGCAGCUCCUGUUACUCAUCCCAGCACAGCAGCCCCGCCCCACCCUCCUCCUCCAAUCAACCUGACUCUCCUAUGCGCCCCUCCAUCACCCACUCGCUCUCCCAUCUUCUACUGGAAGAGGACGAGGAGGAGCCAGAGACCAACGUAGACACAGGAGUUCCCGUCUCACCGUGCUCUGAUGCGACGGUCAAAACCAUCACUCGCUCUGCCUCCGUAGACCUUUUAAUGACCCUUCACUCGGAGAGACCUGCAGCCGUUGGAGCUUCUGCUGUCGAGAGUCUUGCCAAGGAGUUGAGGGAGUGUCUGCCACAGACAAACACACUGCCCUCCAGGUCGUGGGGCUCUGCUGGUUUUACAAAUGGAGGCAGGGAGGGUUGUAAGAGCAGGACUGGAGCAUUAGGACAGAGUCCUUUCAAAGGGCCUGUGGUUGAGAACAGGACUACUGCUGCACUGCUAUCAGCACACACAAACAAUGAGGAGCCGGUAGAUGAGUUCUUCAUCUAAAAUCCUGCCUCUGUGCCACAUGCUGUGGUGAUUAUCACAGUGCAAUUACAAACAUAUCACAUGGAGAAGAUGGGAAACCUUUUAAAAGAGGAAGUUAAACAGGAGGACAUGUCGUGUUCUGGAAACCAAAGUUCAGCUGUAGUAUUACAUUUCCACUCGAGGGUCUUUAUGUAUGAAUUCUUAAAAUGGUUUGACUUGUCAGUAACAGUAACAGUUUAGCAUCCUACUUUAUCAGACCGGUCUGUUCAAAGAGUGAAUGAUCUGUGCAGCUAUUGUGCUAACAUGUAGCCCUGUGAAUAGUUAACAUGAAGGUUAUGUUUUGAAUGUUACUGUCAGGGUUCUAAUGCCAGUGUAGUAUUUGUGAUAUAUCUCAGAUAGAAAAUCUUUUAUAUUUAGAUUACCUUUAAAACAGAUGAUUAUCUUAUUGUGUAGGAGCUCUUUGUUGAUGAGGAUUAGAAACCUGAUUUAAUCUGAUUACUCUUCACACUGCAGAACAAAACUUUACCUUUAACUCGAUGGCUUUUCAUUACAUUUGUUGACAAAUGCACAUCAAAUGAUCAUUGUUAUCGUAUUUGUGUUGUAAAGUAGACAUGACGGGUUAGACCUGGCCAAAUUAUUGUUGUGAAGUACAUUGAAUUUUCACAGAUUCUUAUUUUAUUCCACAGAUAGCCCACUGUUGACAGGGAUUUUUAAAUAUCUAGACAAAAUAAUAUUUUGAUAUUAACCAUUGUUAUGUAAGGUGUCUCUAAUGUGUGCUCAGCCUGAAGCCUGAGAAAUGUUAAUUACUGUAAGUCUGCAGUAAGCGGAGGGAUCAGCAGAGUUUAUCUUAAGUGAAAACUUAAGAUCACAUACAACAGAUGGCAGCACAAGGCAGUGCACAUGAUCAUUGCAGUGAUUAAUGGUGUUUAGAGACAAGUCUAAUUAAAGAUAAGAUUGUAUUAGGUGAGGGGGGAAAUCAUUUUUCACUAUUUCGGUCUCCUACACACAUUAUGUUAAAACCUUCCCUGUUGACUUAAUCUGUGGGUUGUGGCCAGUGUUUGAAUCAAAUGCAUUUGAGUGAAUAUACAGUAUGAGCUGCUACUGGUCAAUAUGAUACAGUGGAUGUGCAGGGCAGCUCCAACAUGUGAAUUUGUUUACAGUUAUUGGUUGUUACUGGAAAAAGAGAAGUAUGUUGAUUAUGAAGAAUCAACUGUGACAAUGUCCAGUGUCUCAAAUGUUCAGUGAUGCAGAGGAAUUCUUUUGGACCAAGAAUUAAAGACGGUUAAAGAAAAUGGCUUCAUGUUGUUAAAUUAUAGACAAACUGAUGUUUCCAUGUGAUGGAAAGGUUUAAGAAUCAGUAAUAAUGAAACCGGAUUUUUAGAAUUCAGUAGCUGUGGGAUAGUUUGUCUGUGAAGUGAGUUAAAUAGUUGGUGAUCUACAUUUAUACCAACAGUGCAGUGGUGUAAAAGUGACAAGGAGACAAGUCGUCCAUCUUUAAUUAAAGUCUAUGAUAGACACUGUG